AUGUCAAUAAAUACAUAUAGCAAGAUGAUAGUGGAGACUUGGGGUACUGUGGCAAAAAAUAAUAAAGCUUUAAGUGUAGAUUUAUGGUUUGCAUCUUCUGAAGAUACUUUAAGGAAAUUUGGAUGGCCUAAUGUUCCUGGUUUCGAAGAUGAGUCAAAAUCUGACAAAACUAAAUCAAAAGAAAAAAAUAAAGAUGGUUCGACGGAAAUAGAUAAUACUUCUGAAGACUCUAAAACUUCAAAGAAAACUCCUGGAAAAGAUAAUCUUAAAGAAAUGAUGAGAGAACUUGUUGAACAAACUAUGGUUUUUGAAGAACCUGCAGAAUUAAGUAAAGAACAAAAAUCUUUUAGAACAGUUACUAAAGCUCUUCAUUUUCUUUAUGAAUACCAUCUUGAUCAUUAUAAUUUUUUUUUAAAAAUUACAGAUAAAACAUUUGUUCAUUUGCCACGCCUUUUAGAAUUACUUUCGAAAACAACACGUAAACCUCGACUAAUAGGUCGUCCUGAUAUUGAUGAUGAAACUAAUGUAAAAUUUUGUUGGAAUGGCCCUGGUUAUAUAUUGAGUAAAGAUCUUUUAGCUAUUGUAGGCCCACACUUACCUUUUUGUCUUGAAGAUAAAUCAAUUACCGAAGAUAUAGCAUUAGAAAGAUGUUUAUAUAAUAACGCACCUACUUUUAUUGGGUGUGAAGAUUUUACUAAUGGAACAGGUCAUGAAUUUUUGUACUUACAGCCAGAUGAUGAUGUAAAUUGGGCAAAUGUUGUUCAUCCAGAACGACAAUUCAGUGAUGGUCAUCUCGGAGGAUGGACCUUUGCAAAUUCUGUAAUAGUCAGUGGGGUUACAAGUAUUGAGACAUUAAAAGAUUUACAUAAGGCGGAUGAUGUUACUUAG
Molecule: messenger RNA, 888 nt
Organism: Racocetra fulgida
Lineage: Eukaryota; Fungi; Glomeromycota; Glomeromycetes; Diversisporales; Gigasporaceae
Source: the annotation of a GenBank genome assembly